Messenger RNA from Aspergillus fischeri NRRL 181, 495 nucleotides. RefSeq lists its product as uncharacterized. The coding region runs from base 1 to 495 and encodes 164 amino acids. Lineage: Eukaryota; Fungi; Ascomycota; Eurotiomycetes; Eurotiales; Aspergillaceae. The transcript is spliced from 2 exons. The record is from RefSeq and is a predicted model, not a curated record.
AUGCCGGCUCUCGUAGAGUACCAGUAUGCUUGGAUCGUCCCGGCGUUCUUCGUAGCCUGGUUCGUUUGUAAGGCUGCUGGGAGGGUCCUCGACCCGGUUGCUGACGAGGUCGGCAACCGGUUGAGAUCCUUUGUCAGGGAUUGGCAGCGCCCCAUCUUCCAUUGGGAUCCUCCCGCGGAUCUUGAAUGCCUUGACGUGGCUAUGGAAAGGGUUGCUGGCAAUCCUCCAAUGGCCGGGAUGCUCGUGCAGGACGCCAAGGCCGAUGCCCCGGAGCCAGAUGUUGAAAACCAAGCCGGACGUGGCGACAAUGGGCAGGGCCGAGGCCAGUCUGCACCUCCCGGUCAGACAAAUUCGACCCCAGGAGCCUCGCGGACGAGCCAGCCCGACACUGGAGGGGGAAUCGGCGAUAUGAAUGGAGUAGUCACGGCGGCCGGGAUCGUGGGCAGGGGUGCCGGCGUUCUUCUUUUGGGGGGGCUUCGAGCCCCCGGUGGGUAG